Kuraishia capsulata CBS 1993 is the source of this 1185-nucleotide messenger RNA. RefSeq lists its product as uncharacterized. The record is from RefSeq and is a predicted model, not a curated record. The transcript has a single exon. Lineage: Eukaryota; Fungi; Ascomycota; Pichiomycetes; Pichiales; Pichiaceae. The coding region runs from base 1 to 1185 and encodes 394 amino acids.
AUGUCAACUGUUUCGACCACGGAAACCAGACACCAGCCAUUGAAAGGAAGACUCCACUUGGACCCACCGGUGUCGAUGAAUCAGCCAGUUUCGCCAACUUCGUCUCAACAGCCGUCCCAGGACGUGCUUGCUGCGCUGCUUGGAAAUGGCAUCAAGGAAUGGCCUUUCACAGAGACUUCGCUAAUCCACGCGCUCGCUCUCAAAACAGAGCAGGAAAAGACGAGACAAGAAUUUUAUCGAAUGGAGACGGUGUCACGUUCUCUUGAGCUGCUCCGCCAUGCCAUGGCUGCCCAGAUACCCGGAUAUCUAAUCCCUCAGCUAUUCAUGCCGGGAGCAGGUCCCGUUGGCGGAACGGGCUCCAAAGACGUCAAAUCGUUGUCAAUAAGCACAAAUUCCGGCCCAAACCCUUAUUCAAAUUCGGAAAUGUAUAAGGCUGAUCCGAACUUCAAGUUUGGAUCCGGGUCGAGGGCCGGCUCGUUGCCGGGAUCUGGAGCUGCUACACCAUCCAUGACCCCUACAGCACCAGCACCACAGAUGGCGCACAGACGCCAAAACUCCCCAGCGAGAAUGGGAGCACAAGCAGUAGCUGCCCUGAAUACGCCGCAAAGAGGAGUGGCCCACAAACAUCACCAAUCGAUGCCUGUAGUUGGGAUCCCAGAGGCCGCUGCUGUGUCGUUUGGAAAGCCUGUUUCUAGGAAGAACUCCGCCCCCUCUCAAUCAGAAAAACCUACGCAGGAGUCUAUGAUUUCGUCGCAUCAUCUGAUUCAGUUCCAUCACUGGCAACCUGAAUCGGACGAGAAGCCACCCAUCCAGGGCGAUAUUCCCAGCUUGCCGGCUCCUAAGAGAAGGAGAUCUUCUGGGUCAGACGGUGAAUCAGGCUCUUCUCUGGGUGCUUCUACUCCAACUACAGCAAAUUUUGUGACUCCAGGAAGUUCUGUGGCACCUUUGAGUGCUCCACCAAUGCAGGGUGUUUCUCAACCAGCUCCACGUUCUAGGUCUCCUCCUACCAGGAGGUCCCUUUUAUCUCAUAUUAGAACUAGAUCCGAUAUGAGUGGAAUGUUGAGAAAAGUGUCACCGCCAUCAUUGAGACACCAUCACAGAGAUUCACAGAACGGGUCUUCGCCAACUGAAACUGACGAUAAGCCUAAAUUGUCACGGUUUCCCAACAACAUUCUUGGAUCGUAG